GUAUCUGGACGGGAACACUUCACCUAUGAAGAAGGUGCUCGCUCCAGUGGGCGCUUGGUCGUAAAAAACAAUGGGCUGCUGAUAAACUUACUUUAUAGCCAGAACACACACUACUUCGUUUUCUUCAUUCCCAUCAUUUGAAGAAGAAAGAACCAAAAUGCCAGGACUCACAGCUCCCUCAGAUUAUUCCCAAGAGCCUCCACGCCACCCUCUUCUCCUUAUUAACGCCAAGGAACCCUUCAACGCGGAGCCACCGCGUUCGGCGCUGAUUGCCUCCUAUGUCACCCCUUCCGAAUUCUUCUACAAGAGGAGUCACGGCCCAAUCCCCCUCGUCGAUGACAUAAACAGUUACUGCGUGACGAUAUCUGGUUUGAUUGAAAAUCCCAAACAGCUUUUCAUGGAGGAUAUCAGGAAGCUUCCCAAGUAUAAUGUAGCUGCCACGCUGCAGUGUGCAGGGAAUCGAAGGACCGCUAUGAGCAAGACCAAAACGGUAAAGGGGGUUGGCUGGGAUGUUUCGGCCAUUGGUACUGCUGUAUGGGGUGGUGCCAAAUUGGCUGAUGUUCUUGAACUUGUUGGAAUUCCAAAGUUGACAAGUGUCACUCAAUUUGGUGGAAAACAUGUUGAGUUUGUAAGUGUUGAUAAGUGUAAGGAGGAGAAUGGAGGCCCAUACAAGGCUUCAAUACCGGUCAGUCAGGCUACAAAUCCUGAAGCAGACGUUCUACUUGCUUAUGAAAUGAAUGGAGAACUUCUUAACAGGGAUCACGGGUACCCUUUACGUGUGGUUGUUCCUGGUGUGAUUGGAGCCCGGUCCGUUAAAUGGCUGGAUGCUAUCAAUAUCAUUGCAGGAGAAUGCCAGGGUUUCUUCAUGCAAAAGGACUACAAAAUGUUUCCACCAUCAGUGAAUUGGGAUAAUAUUAAUUGGUCAACCAGGAGACCCCAAAUGGAUUUCCCUGUUCAGUGUGUUAUAUGUUCUCUGGAAGACGUGAGCACAAUAAAGCCUGGGAAGGUAAAAAUUAGUGGAUAUGCUGCAUCGGGUGGUGGUAGAGGCAUCGAAAGGGUAGAUGUGUCUGUUGAUGGAGGUAAAACUUGGAUGGAAGCCUCAAGAUUUCAGAAAAAGGGCAUUCCCUAUAAAUCAGAUGAUGUCAAUAGUGACAAGUGGGCAUGGGUGCUAUUUGAAGUCACAGCUGAUAUUCUUCACAGCACUGAGAUUGUUGCAAAAGCAGUAGAUUCAGCUGCAAAUGUCCAACCUGAAAAGGUUGAAGACAUCUGGAACCUCAGAGGGAUAUUAAACACUUCAUGGCAUCGGGUGCAAGUUCAAGCGAGUCACUCAAACUUGUAAAAGUUGUACCAAUUAUCCAGUCAAGCUUUUAUGACAAUCCCCCCACGGCCUUUCUGCAAUUCUGCCCUCCAACUUUAAUGGUUUUUGAAAUCUUCUUACUGAACAGUGACUGCUAAUACUGUAUAUAAAGUCUUCAUACAAAUAAGCUGUGGUGAAGAAGGGGUUAUAAGUAUUCACUUAAGUUUUGUGUGGAUUGCUAUGACACUGUAACUUCGUUUCUUCCAGGAUUUACUGAGAUAAAAAAAACAUGAAGCAUCUGGCAUUUGGAAUUUCA
This is a messenger RNA of Lotus japonicus, 1613 nucleotides long. Its product is annotated as sulfite oxidase-like. The coding region runs from base 158 to 1339 and encodes 393 amino acids. Gene Ontology annotation, molecular function: oxidoreductase activity; molybdenum ion binding. Lineage: Eukaryota; Viridiplantae; Streptophyta; Magnoliopsida; Fabales; Fabaceae. The transcript is spliced from 12 exons. The record is from RefSeq and is a predicted model, not a curated record. Gene Ontology annotation, cellular component: mitochondrion.